Molecule: messenger RNA, 162 nt
Organism: Thermothielavioides terrestris NRRL 8126
Lineage: Eukaryota; Fungi; Ascomycota; Sordariomycetes; Sordariales; Chaetomiaceae
Exons: 1
Source: RefSeq, a predicted model, not a curated record
AUCCGACCUUCUACUAAUUCUAUAGACACACCUAUUUUAUUCGUUCUAAAGAAGGGAGGCGAAUUAUACUUCGUUGUCGACUAUUAUAUAUUCAAUCACAUUAUUUAUAAGAACUAUACUCCUAUUCCUCUAAUCGACAAGAUCCUUAAUCGCCUAUCUUCU